UUUCGUCUCUUAUUUUUUGCCGAAAGGGGAAACCCAAACUCUCUACUCUUCCUCAUUUCUCCUCCGUGAGAAAUGGAAGGUCACUCCCUCCGGCCACCUUAAAGCCCCUAUUUUCUCGUUGUUGAACUUUAGAACCCUUGAAACUCUCAUAAAACCAAGCCUUCGAGAAACCUCAAAGCUAAAAGAAGCCUAAACAAUUUCUAAGCCCUCUCGUUUUUUGACCUCUACACCCAUACGAGACUUCUAUGCUCUGAACUAAAAUAAAGAGGGUCUCACCUUCGAUGAUGGAGGGUUUCCUAGCUCCGACGAGAUGAGUUUCUAUUCCUUAAGGGGACCUUUCACCAUCCGAUUCUUCUGUGGCUCCAUCCAAAGGCUCAAAUCCAUUUCCCAACGACUUCUGACAAUCGUACAAAGGGGCGUUCCAAUUUCUGUUAUGACAGAGGCUGAAGGAGGCCUUGGCAGAGGCACAUGGAUGCUGUGGGGGACCGAGAGUGGGUGCGUUGUUGCUGGAGAUGUCCCUGUCAACACGUUGGGAGCUCGAGGAAUCGUGUGUGCAUCAGACGCGAGACCAAAUCGACAGUUGGGCUUCGAUCUUAGUCGGUGGCGACUGGUGCAUUAUCUCCUUGAAUUUGGAGCAUUUAGAUCUCUCACAGAUCCAACAGUGGAGAGUCAAUUGCGCAAUGAUCCCAUCUAAGGUUAUGAAACCCCUAAAGGCCCCUUAAUCUGGACCGUUGAAUUGGUCCAGAUCCAAUGGUCCUGAUGAUGCGGCGCGGAGUUGAAAAGUUCAUUAGGGUUUCACAAACCCUAGUCACAUGUAAUCUGAGCCGUCGUUUUCUCCCUUGAUCGAAUGACUGAGGAUGUGUGACGCUGGUAUUAGGGUAAAAAAAACUAACUGGAGAUGAUCCUGGAUCGACACAGGUGGGUUGCUGAACUCUUUAGGCCCCUGCGUUGGGUCAUUUGUUUUGUAAAAAAAAAACUUUUGGAUUGUAUUGGACUUGAAUUGUUUGGACUCUCUGUCAAUUAAACCUGCAUA
Hibiscus syriacus is the source of this 1033-nucleotide messenger RNA. RefSeq lists its product as uncharacterized. The record is from RefSeq and is a predicted model, not a curated record. Bases 311 to 694 code for a protein of 127 amino acids. The transcript is spliced from 2 exons. NCBI's taxonomy places the organism in Eukaryota, Viridiplantae, Streptophyta, Magnoliopsida, Malvales, Malvaceae.